AUGCCUAUACCCGCCACCUUCCAUAAUGGCAAGAAGACAUUCACGGUUCUAGAGAAUAAUCCCGAGGUCAUGAAUGCGCUAGCUAAGAAGCUUGGUCUUUCCCCUGAUCUCGCAUUCUACGAUGUCUACUCUCUCACCGACUCAGGUCUUUUGUCCAUAAUUCCCCGUCCAGUCCAUGCCCUCCUGGUCAUUCUCCCGCUCACCCCUUCCUGGAACACAUCUCGUCUAGUUGAAGACACCCCGCUAUCUGUCUACGAAGGGUCUGGUAGCGAUGAGCCCGUGAUCUGGUUUAAGCAAACGAUUGGACACGCCUGCGGUUCUAUCGGGCUUCUUCACUGUCUUAUUAACGGGCCAACGAAACCGUUCAUUUUACCAGAUACAACGUUGUCUCGACUAAGAGAGCAGGCUAUUCCACUGAAGAUGGAAGAACGGGCGAAGAUACUUUAUGAUGAUAAGGAGUUCGAGGAUGCGCACCAAAGUGUUGCAGAAAUGGGCGACACGGCUGCACCCAGUGCUUCAGAGGGGGACAGAUUGGGACAGCAUUUUGUGGCGUUUGUGAAAGGGGACGAUGGUCAUCUGUGGGAGUUGGAAGGUAGCAGAAAAGGGCCGCUCGAUCGAGGCUUGUUGCCCCACGACGAGGAUGCAUUGAGCGAGAAUGCGAUCGCAAAGGGUAUAGGCAGAGUGAUCAGGAUGGAAGAAGAAGCUGGUGGGGGAGAUUUGAGAUUUAGUUGUAUUGCGCUUGCAAAAGUAGACUGA
Molecule: messenger RNA, 756 nt
Organism: Botrytis fragariae
Lineage: Eukaryota; Fungi; Ascomycota; Leotiomycetes; Helotiales; Sclerotiniaceae
Product: putative ubiquitin carboxyl-terminal hydrolase isozyme l3 protein
Exons: 2
Coding region: 1-756 (251 amino acids)
Biological process (GO): ubiquitin-dependent protein catabolic process; protein deubiquitination
Cellular component (GO): cytoplasm
Molecular function (GO): cysteine-type deubiquitinase activity
Source: RefSeq, a predicted model, not a curated record